UGGACGUGGACGAGGGUUUCAUUUUUAUGUCAGCCUUUUCUAGACCUAUGUGCGAGUUUCCGCGAAAGACUAUGUACCUACUUCGAUAGUGCUUGUGAUUUUGUUUACUAUUAAGGAUCUAACAAGAACAAGUAAAAAUGUCAGUUUGUGGUCCAGCCUCGACCACUGCCGACACGUCGUCAGCGCCCGCGGAGCCGAUAGCUCAAUACACGGCUGUAGACGCUAAUCCUGUUGUGAAAACGACGUCCGAGGAAGAAGUGGGAGAUGUGACCAUGAAAACCGAUGUUGCAGCUGAAGCUGCUUCCUCAGUGGAGGCUGAUCAAACUGGGGCUUCAACGGCUCAAAAGAUCGAAGUAUCGCCAGGUGUGUGGGUGAAUCCGCAGGCGGUACCGACCGCCGGUGACCCAGAGAGCAAGAACGCUACGAAAAAGCGACUCCGAGAAGAACGCGCUAACGAGCGAAAGCAGGAGACGAAGCGACGCAAGAAGGAGCAAGAAAAGAAGAAAAAGGAAGAGAAACGCGCUGCGGCACUGCAAGCCCCAGAAGAGGGCACAGCUAAUACAUCAAAAGCAGCGGGCGAGGAACAAGAAGGAGCGCGAAAUAAUCCGACCCGACAGGAGGGUCGUGAGAUUCGAAAACAGGCGUUGCUUCUGAAAGCCGAGAACAACGCGAAAAUCCUGAUAGACUGCGAUUGGGAUAAGCUGAUGACCGAGAAGGAAGUCAAAUCUCUCGCAUCCCAAUUGAUGUACAGUUACAACAAGAACAAAACUAGUGAGGCGCCAUCCCACUUCCUGCUCUCAAAAUGCGACGGUCGGGUCAAGGAAUCAUUGGACCGCAUUGGAGGCAGCGAUAAGUGGCCAGCAUUUUGGCGUACUGAAGAAUGCCUGCUGCAAAAAUUUCUUCAGCCGGCAGCGGAGAAAAGCGAAACAAGUAGUUGUGCGGCAUCUUCCUCCGCUUUGGAGAAGAACGAGAAGGACGUUGUUGUGGAGGUUUGUAAAACUUCAGAGGAAUCAUCCGUUUCGUCAAGCAAUGCGAUGCCGUCUGACAACACGCCUGCUUCAACUCCGACAGAAAAAGAAGCACCUCCAGCGGGAAGAUCAACUGAGGGGGAUGACGAUAACAUCACCUCUUCAAAGUUGUUUUCUCUCGACUCAUUCGUCCUUGAGAAGGAGAAAACUGUCAUUUUGACAGCCGAUACUGAUGACGUUCUGACGGAAAUUGAUCCGAGUGUCACCUACGUCAUUGGUGGCGUCGUCGACCGCAACCGCCUGAAGAAUGCGACGCGACAGAAGGCUGACUUCUAUGGCGUCCGCGCCCAACGUUUACCGAUCAGCGAGUUCGUGGAUUCCGAUCUGGGUAGUUUCUCAAAGGUGCUAACAGUGAAUCACGUGGUGGAGAUUCUGUUGCACUACCAAGCGACUAAGGACUGGACGGCCGCAUUGGAACAGGUGCUGCCGAAGCGGCGGAAAGAGAUGGGCACGAAGGAAAAGGAACGUGCUCGUGAGCUCCUCGAAGCCAAGCUGCAAGCCGUCCGAGAUGGACGGGACGGGAAAAAGGACGAUGAUGGUGGCGAGAAGAAGGACGCUGCCGAGAAGAAGGAAGCCACUGCUGAAAUGAAAGCCGAAGGCGAGGAAGAAAGCGUAGAUGUUACUGACAAACGUGGUGACAAAAACACGACGUCCGAGAAAACAGCGUAGGAGCUUCAAGGGAUCUACAAUCCGCACUGAAAAUUUCUUCCAAGAAGAACCAGCUGUAAAAUUCGCUGACUUGAUGUUUUUAUAUAAUUAUGUCGUGACCGUCCCCUUAUUUUCUUUCUGUGCCUCCACAAACUCGAAGACAACGAACUUCCUCAUGAUCGAGUUCAUUUUGUGCCCCCCAUCACAAGGACAUGAGCCACCUCUUUUCAGAAGGUUGUUUCGUACGAAGCCA
Molecule: messenger RNA, 1929 nt
Organism: Amoebophrya sp. A25
Lineage: Eukaryota; Dinophyceae; Syndiniales; Amoebophryaceae
Source: the annotation of a GenBank genome assembly